Molecule: messenger RNA, 11123 nt
Organism: Ceutorhynchus assimilis (cabbage seed weevil)
Lineage: Eukaryota; Metazoa; Arthropoda; Insecta; Coleoptera; Curculionidae
Source: the annotation of a GenBank genome assembly
AAUACUUUUGUAUUUCUUCUUGGAUGCAGUAUUCAAGUCUUCAUGUACUUUAUCCAGCAACCACAAAAGAAAUUCCUGAGCGUCAUGCUGCUGAUUCCCUUUAUACUGAGACCCGUGCCUUUCCAAAACCUGUUUGAAACUCGUACUCAAUUCAGGACAAUACUGGCAAGCCCACAAUGCCUUCAAAACAGUAGCAAGUUGCUCAGUAACUUCACCUUUGGUACCAAACUUCUUGGAGUUCAAUUUGUUCCUUCUGCUCAAAUCUAUUUUGUAUUUGUCCAGGACAAAGUAUUCGGCCAGAAUGUCUGUGUGCGAAAUACAUUGAAUGACUGCGUUAAUGAAGCAGGUGUUGCCCUGGUUCUUAAGACCCGUGACUCCGGGCGUGUCGUUGGGGCCCCACGUUUGAAAACCUACAGGCGGGACGCGGUUGUUUUCGAGGUUUUGAUUGAUACCUGGGACUCCGCUGAUGUGCUGCGCGAUUUUGUUGAUGAUUUUUUUAAUCGAAGGUCGACUACAAUAGAAGAUUUUAUUAAAGUCAAGAGUUGUUUUUAGAUGAAAGUUUGACUUACCGAAAAACUUUCUUAUUGUUUUUCUCGCUGUUUUCGUUGACCAUUUUAAUGUCGCAGUCGUUUUCGUUGGUUUUCGGUCUUCUUUUGGCUGUAUUGAAGGGGUUCCUGGGCAAAGUAAAGGUUCGUUUCAGAUUCGAAGGCUCCGCGGUGCCACUUUCGAGGGUCAUUUCGAUACGAUUCAAUAAUUCUCCGGCCGAGUUCGAUUUCACGAAGGAUAAAUCGCACAUUUCACACCAUCUUUAGAUUUUCAUUUCCAAUAAUCACGGAGAAAACUCAAGGAAAAACACUACAGGCUCCACUGACAAACCCCGACUCAAUUUUGAUUUGACUUUUGAUUGUCAAAAUAAAAUAAAAAAAUCCCUGUCAAAAUUUACUUGACUAUAUCUUUCUCUUUCUUACACGUUGAAGUAAACAAAGAAGCAUCAAUUAAUUACUCUCAAAUAUUUUAGUCUUUGUCAAAAUUACCUAGUAGAAAGAGAUGCAACAUUUCACUCGCCUUCGUAGACAUUUUUUAUUGUUUCAUUCUAAUUCCGCAAGCUAAAAAGAGAUAUAUAAAGUUGUUGGGCCAUAUGAAUAGUUGUAUUGACUUUUGUCAACUACUGCAUCGCCAUCUACAGGAAAAAGUUGUCAACAUUUAGUUUGGCUCGAUUCUUUACGAGGAAGGGUGUAUUUGUGUUAUUUCUUGAAUUUUAUUUGGAUUUUCCUGUAAAACAAAGAUCAAUUCUAUUCAAAUCACAUCACCAUGGUGUAAAAAUCCCUUACCCAAGCAGCCAUGGGUGUUCCUGCGGACGAUACCUAUCGUCCACCAAGGCUAGCUAAAUGGCUGCACAUGUUACCGCACGUCAAUGCUACCUUUAAGGAAGUCGACAGUAGUUUUAACCCAAAAUCGCACCCUUACAAAGAGAGCUUGGCCAUUCUAGCAUCAGCCCCAGCUGCCUGGCUAAUCUUUACUCUUUUUGUACUGCUUCUUUACCUACUGACAAGAUGUUGCGACCGCAAACCUCGACAUUCCAAAUCGAUAUCAGCUUUAAAAGUUACCUUAGCCAUUAUGUCAGUUUUGUGCUGUGCUGCUGUUGGAUUGGGUCUUUAUGGAAACGACGAUCUUCACAACGGAGUAGUGCAAACUUUAAAUCAAGCCAGACAAAUCGAUGGACUGGUAGGCAAAAUCAGAAACCACACUGAAGCAAUCGAAAGACAAUUACGUGUACAAGCCGGUGCCGAUUUUACGGCAAUCAGGGCAAUAUUUGAAGAAGCUCCAGCUAACAAUCUGACCAUCUUAAAAGCGGCCGAGUUGCACUUGAAAAGACUGAUGGCCAAUAAUACUUUAGCGGCGAACGCUGCCGCUGAAAUCAGAAAUCCGCUAAUGGCUCUAGAUAUAAUUCCUCAGAUUCAGUUCGGCGAGAAAGUGGAAACUGUUCGGUGGCCGUUUACGAUGACAAUAUUGAGCGUACUGUUGGUGUUGUGUGUAAUUUUGCUGGUCGGAGUCGCUAGGCACAAUCGGUGCGCUCUGAUAGCGUUUUCUGUUUGCGGUCUUUUGGCUGUGAUUGCUUCGUUUUUGUUAGCCAGCGUUUAUUUAGCUUCUAGUGUGGCAUUGUCCGAUUUAUGCAUAGCCCCGGAAAAAUACAUCGAAAACCAAGCGGAAGAAGACUUAUCCAAAGAAAUUUUGCGUCACUACUUAAACUGCGAAAGGGCCAGGGCCAAUCCUUUCACGCAACGCCUGCGCGAAGCAAAAACUACUCUGGAAAAUAUGCGCAUCGAAUUGAGUUUACUUAAACCUUUGGCUUUUCAGUUGUUCCCCAAAAAAGGCCUGGAACAAAAAUUCAAUUCUCUUAAAAACGAAAUCAUCACAGCAGACAAUAUAGGCACUCACCUGACUGCACUUGUUGAUUGUAGAACGCUCUACACUCACUAUUUACGGGGUGCCAGAGCGAUUUGCAAUGUUGGCCUUUUAGGACUCACCCUGAUGCUCAUCUCGGCUGUUUUAUCCGGACUGAUGAUGACGAUUUUGGUUUGGGUCGACUCACACACUUGGAUUUAUAUUAGGAAGAAGAAAGACUAUCAACAAGUUAAUGAAGCGGACCCAUAUUUGCCGCCCCCGGCCGCUAGUCAAGCCAUAGCGGCGCGCACCCUUCAACGGAGCCAAGGGCAGUUUCCCGGUGCACCCCCAGAUACCCCUCCGCCUAGUUAUGCUCACGCCGCUCUUCUAAGGCCGCCUCCCGUGCAUGCCGCCACCGCUCCCAUGCAUGAGGCCGAUCUUUUACUGGAUGGUUGUGAUACAAGAUCUCAAGAACACCACAGAGCGGGAGCUGCUCACAUGGCCCAUUUGAGAGGUCACACCCUGGGACGUUUGCCCUCUCACCAUCACCAUCACGAUCCCGCAGGCGGGCCCAACAACGGCAAAUACGCCACUCUGAGCAAACAGUGCAAGACGCUAGAAAGUUCAGAUUUUUACUGAGACAGGCAUGCCUGCAAGGAAUUCCCAAACUUUAAAAGUUUCAAGAUCGACCAAUCCCAACAGCCAGGUGGCAGCGAAGAGCAGCAACAACAGCCGAUGAGCGACACCCAACGUACCGCCACGCUGGGCAGGUACUCGUCCCUGGGUAGACGUCCUUUGCCUCAGACGCCGGACGAGAAAGCCCGCGGCUGUAACAAACCCUCUAUGCCCAAAGUACCCGCCACUAUUUCUGGUACCAUACCAGAGACCCCGGUGAACCCUAAUAAUUACAGGUCUCUGCAAAGGGGUGCGUGGCAAGACUCCGUAAGCAGUUUCCAACCUGUAAACGCGCAAUUUCGUUCUUUACAACGAGGAACCAAUAACGGAGCUCACGGGCACUCGCACCAGUUCCGGUCCGUCAAAAUCCAGGACCAAAUGAUGGGGCCCAACGAGGGGGCGUACGCCAAUACCGAAAGCGAACGCCACUUGUACGCCGUCACUGAGCUGUAGGGCGUUGGUCGAGAAUUUUUCCAAGUUUUUGUUUUAUAUUUGGGAAAUGCAGGCAUGCAAUACAAAUCAAUAGUAAAAUGGUUUUUGUUUUUACGAAUUUUUUCCUCACAAACUAGUUUGUAAGAUAAUUUUUAGUUGACUUUGUAUAUUAUUAUUAUUAGAUGUUGAUGUGGUUUUUUAGAAGCGAGGUUUUGUAGAAUCAAUGACUAUAGGCAAUCAAUGUGUCUAGAUUAAAUAAUAAUUAUUAUUAAAGUGUGUAGCUUUGAGAAUCUCAAAAGUGGUGCCAAACACUGACUGAUACAACUCCAUUCCAUUUAAUAGACCCAAAAAAAAAAUACUAUUGGCGCCCUUUUUAUUUUAGGACAAAACAACGGGAACAAUUAUUAAUGGAGCUAAUAUAACAUACAAUUUAAUUGCUCAUUUAUUGCUCAAAGCAGCAACAGUAAAUUUUUGAUACAUCACAUUAUUUUUGGGGCCUAAAGUAUUUGCAUUUGAAUUAUAAUUUUGUAUAUUACUACUAUUAAAACAAAAAAAGUUGGACAACUGCCAAAGACUAAUAAAAAAAAAAUGAUUUGAUGCUUCACGUGUGGAUGUUUUUUUAUAUAAACUAUUUAAUAAUUGUAUAGGGUGGUUCAUUAAAUAAAAUAAGGACCAGUUAAAAAAAUAUUAUAUUAUAAGUAUAGACUUCUUGUGAAGCGUUAAUAUUAUUAAUAAUAAUCUGGAUACAAAAUUUAUUAGUGAUUAUUAUUGACUCAUUAAUAAUCAAAACUCUUAAGCAAAAUUGUAUAUUUAUAGUAGUUUAUUUUGCUUUAAUUCUCUUUUGUACAUUUUUUAUAUAUAGAUAUUAUAAAAAUAAGUUUGACUCUCAUUAGUGUAUUUAUUUUCUUAUUUUUUUUUUUUUCAAAUUUUAUGCAUUCAAUUGUAUAGUAAAGUUUAUGUAAUAAAAAAAAUACAAAAUGUUUAUUGUUUUAUUCUCUAUUGGUUUGUCCCAGGUCGUAUCCCAGUCUUAGCAGGCCUUGUGAUAUUACGUUGAAGGACAUAUGGGCUCGUCCACUCGUUUCCAUUCUAAUCACUAAAAAAAAAUGAUAGUAAGUUGAAGUACAAAAAAUGUCAUUUAUUCAUUGGGUUGUAGAAAUAUCAUACAAAAUGUUUCAAAGGUGAAAGGUUACCACAUUUCCAACUAUUAAACCGUUUUUCAAAUUUUCUAUUCUUCAAAACUGAUCUUUAAGAGAGCCAGAAUUGGGAUUUUCAGUCUUUUGUUAGUAAAUUUCAGCUUAAAAAUCAAGAGUUUGUAGUGGGGAUUGGGAUCUUCUACGUUCUAUAUAGUGUUUCUUCUACUGAACUAAGUUCUGAGUGUCUGAAUUGCCAAGAAAACGGACAUAGAUGAAACUCUAAUUUGUGUACCUACUUCCGUAUCGUCUGCCUGUCUGAAAUAAGAAAAGAGCAAUUGCGAAAAGAAAUUGAUAAACUCUUAGCCGAUUGAACUAUAGAAGAGUGCGAGUCUCCUUGCUGCUCCUAUGGUUCUUGUUUCAAAGAAAAAGAAAGAUAGUAGCAUCAGGUUGACUGUUGAUUGCCGCAAGUUGAAUGCGACAAUGAUAGCCGACAGAUAUCCCUUGCCUCGUAUUGAUGAUAUAUUACAUGCUGCAAAGAAAACUCGUUUUAUGACAACUUUGGAUUGGAGAUGUUAUCAUCAAGUAUCAGUCAAACCAUCUGAUGGAAACAAAACUGGUUUCAUUUGUCCUUUUGGAACUUGAUAUACAAGAAUGCCGUUUGGAUUACGGAACGCUCCAUCCACAUUUCAAAGACUGAUAAAUUUUGUUCUUGUGAUAACCGAGCUUGUGUGAAUAAAAGCGAGAUACUGUUUAAAGCGUUUAAUAAUUAAUGUCACAGAUAAUAUAUAGAGUUAUGCAAUGAUAUGAAUUAGGGCUUGGACGUUCGCGGAGAGGACCGUAGCGAGCGGCGGCAUUAAAAGGUGCUUAUCGUCACGUAGGUAACAGUAGACUGGCGGAGGUAGUCGUGGUGGUGGUUCUCGAUGAAGCCGGAUGUUUCGUCAUGAGUUCCCUGUAGCGACCCCUGGUAGUGUACCUUGGUUCGUUUGGGGUCAUGGGAGCUGACCACUUGGCAACCUGGCUAGAGGCUGACCCAUCACACCUCCCUCUUUAAGCUGAAACUCAUUUUCGUUAACAUUACCUAAUGACAAUUCGUAUUUAUGUAAAUACGAUGCAUUUCCACUGCUGUGCUGAACAUUGCACUAGUGGUUGUGAGCAAACACUCGUUGCGUUUAUUUGUCUCAGAAUUGUACGACUUAGCGUCCUGAUUGAACUUUAUCACAACGACUGUUAGCUCUGUUUGAAUGCUAAAGUGUUUCAUGCCGUGGGAUUAUGUGACUCUGACAUUACAAAUGUGUUUCGUCUACAAUGACUUUGAUGUUUAUUAUUCCGCCAACAGCUGCGUCCAUCUGAGUCUGAAAUUAAUUUAUGCCUAAUUCUACCAUACAUUAUUCGUUAAUCAAAGUCUAAUAUAAAAUCUUUCAAAUAUGAAUUCGUUUUUCUAUUUCGCUUGGGCCUCAUUUUGGUUGCGUCAUCAAUGUCCUUAGUGCUCGAUUUUCUAAAUUUAUCCAUUAAAUUUUCGUCACUUACAUUUGUUGGGUAUAUUGUCGCACUGUAUUGUUUUUUUACAGCACCUGUCGCAUUGUUCAUGGGCCUAACACUAGGAGUAUAAGUGUUUUCUAAAUCUAAAUGGGAUGCACUGUCCAGGGUCACUGGAGCAGCGUUACAACUCACACUGGUUUCAUUUUGGGACUGGUCCAAUGGUGGUUCGGCUAUGUUCUGUGAAAUGAUUAUAUUAUUAGUAUCAUUUUCAUGACUGGAAUUGUUAGAAAUAUUAAUAUUGUCAUUUUCAGAAGUAUCAUCAUUAUUAGGCUGAAAAGAAUUGUUAUUUUUAUUGUUAGUAAAGUCAGCAAUUUUGUUAUUAUUGUAAUUUAAGGUGUUUUUCUGCCUUUCCAGUUCUCUCUCGCCUAAACCUUUCCCUUCCCCAGCCCUUAUUUGGUUGGCAUGUCUUUUCCAGACAUUUCCUUCUUCGAUUUUGCAUUUGAAGGUCGUUUUUCCUAUUUGUUUUUCGAUUUUUGCACUUGUCCAGGUUUCUUUGUUGUUUCGGUAGUCUCUCACGAAGACAGCUUGGCCUUUCUCGAAUAGCUUGCGUUUGACUCCCCCAUAAUUUCUCUUUUGAGCUUCUUGAGCUUUUAACAUGUUUUCUUGAGCUUCUGAACACCAUUUGUUCGUUUUUGUUGGACUUGUUUUGUUGUUCUCUUUUAGUAGUGUCAAUCUGGAACGAAGUUCUCUUCCAAACGUUAGCAAUGCUGGUGAUUUUCCAGUUGUAGUAUGUGGGGUUAUUCUAUAGUUGAAUAAAAAUCUUGAUAAAAGAUUUGUCAUUUCGAUGCCUCUGUUCUCCGGGUCUGACAUGUAUGUGUAAAUUUUGUUUUUACAGGUUUUGACUGCGUUUUCUGCAAGUCCAUUACUUUGACUGUUGUAAGGAGGGGUUGUAACAUGUUUUAUUCCGUUACUUGAUAGAAAACUUUCGAAUUCUUCUGAGGUGAAUUGUGUUCCAUUGUCAGAUACCAAAGUCACUGGCAACCCGAAUCUUGCAAAAGUCUGUCUCAAGAACUCAUUUGUAGCCUUAGUUGUUGUAGUUUUAGUUAUAAAGGCUUCUAUCCAUUUACUGUAUGCGUCAAUUAUUAUUAGGAUAUAGUUUUUACCUAUUUGAAGAUAAUCGAUAUGGAUUCGGCUAAAUGGUUCUUUUUCUAUGGGCCAUGGUGUCAACUUUGUUUUCGGUGGUGCAGGCUUGUUGAUCAUGCAUGAAUGGCAUGAUUUCGCCACUUUUUCUAUUUCUGCAUCUAGCCCUGGCCAGUAAAAUAUUGAUCUAGCUCUGUUUUUCAUUUUGGAUGCACCAAAGUGUCCUCCAUUUACGUGAAGUUCUUGUAGUAACCUUUCUCGUAGUUUUUGGGGUAUCACUAGCCUUAGCCCCCAUAGAAUUGUACCAUUUUCUAUAAAGAGUUCAUUUCUACGAUCAAAAUAUGGUUUUAUUUCUUUAUUUAAAUUUUUGGGCCAUUUGCCAUGCUCAAUAUACUUUUUUACUUUACUUAGAGUGUUAUCAAUCUGGGUUUCUUUUUUAAUAUCCUCAUUAUUCAAUGGCCAUUCAUUAAUUUUAUUAGUGAAAUAAAGAUAACUCACCAUUUUGUCAUCUUCUACCUCAAUUUGUGAGGUUGUUUUUGGAAACCUUGACAAAUAGUCUGCUACCGUGUUCAAUUUGCCUUUGAUGUAUUGAAUUUCAUAGUCGAAUCCAGAUAGGUAAGCGGCCCAUCGCUGCAGUCUGUUCUCAUACAUUUUAGGGAUGCCUUUGUGUUUUCCAAAAAUGGCACAUAAGGGUUUGUGAUCUGUCCGUAAUGUCCAUUUUCGACCUAUAAGAUAAUGAUGCAAUCUUGUUACAGCAUAGUAAAUACUUAAAGCUUCUUUAUGUAUUGUUGACAUCUUUUUCUCGCUCUGCAGCAGUGUUCUGGAGAUAAAGCACACUGGUCUUUCGUCACCAUUGGUCAUUUUGUGUGAAAGUACUGCUGCUAUACCAUUGUCUGAAGCAUCUGUGGUCAAAAAUAUAGGCAAGUUAGGAUUAAAAUGGGUUAAUACAAUGUCGGAGGCAAUUAAUUCUUUAAUCCUUUUAAAAGUUCUUUUGCAAUCAAGAUCCCAAUUAAAUGUUACGUCCUUUUUUAAUAAUCUAUACAGAGGGUACAAAGUCGAUGACAAAUUUGGUAUAAAUUUACCAUAAUAUGAUACCAUACCGAGCAAUGUCCGUACUUCUGAUACAUUGGUUGGUUCUGGAGCGUCCAGAAUGGCUUUGACCUUGUCAUCAGUUUUCAUAAGACCAUCCUUCGUGAUUCUAUGGCCUAAAUACGUCACAGAUGGCUGAAAAAAUGAACAUUUACUUAAUUUUACCGUCAACCCUGCAUUUUUAAGCUUGUUUAGGACUUUUUCUAAUGUUUCCAGAUGUUUUUCCCGACUGUUUCCCGUGAUAAUGAUGUCGUCGAUAUAUACAGCUACGUUUUCUACGCCCUGUAGAAUUUGUUCGAUGUACCGCUGGAAUUUGCUACUAGCAGGUGCUAUUCCAAAUGGCAUUCGGUUCAUUUGCAGUAAGCCCUUGUGUGUCGACCAUACUAAAAGUUUUUUAGCUUCAUCAUCCAACUCGAAUUGAUUGUAUGCUUGACAUAGAUCCAGCUUCGUAAAUUCCUCUCCAUUAUGUAAUUUGGCGAAUAAGUCUUCGGCCCUUGGUAAAGGAUAUACGUCUUCUUUCAAGUACUUAUUGACAGUGGACUUAUAGUCGGCGCAGAUGCGUAUUUUUCCGUCUGACUUGAUUAUGGGUACAAGGGGUGUCGCCCAGUCGCUGGUCUCUAUUGGUGUCAAAAUACCUUCGUCAAUCAUCUGGUUUAAUUGCUCAUCUAGGGGUUUUUGGUAGGCAAGGGGAACCGACCUAGGUCUGAGAAAAACUGGAUUAGCUCUUUCAUCUAGCUUUAACGAAAUUUUGCUGUGUUUAAAAUGCCCUAACUUAUCAGUGAAUACAUCAGAAUACCUCUCAGUCAAUUUUUGAAUUUCCUUGUUUACAGCUGAAAUAUUUAAACCAUUAUCUAUUAUAUUUAUCAUUUUAAUUUUUAAAUUGAAAGCCCUUAGGAAAUCUCUACCUAAAAUGCACGGACCACCAUUGGGUACCACAUGAAAUUUUAUGUCCCUACAAACAUUUAAAUAAAAUACAUUUACAACAAAAAAUCCCAACGGCGCAAAAACACAACCAUUGUAGCUUCUAAGGAUAGUAUCAUCUUUGUUUACAUUAUAUUUAUUUUCAAAACAAUUUUUAUAAAUAUUUUCGUUCAUACAGCUGACAGAGCUACCUGAAUCCAAUAACAUAUUGAAAUUUUGAUUAUUUAUUUUAAUGUUUACUCUAAAGUCAUUGUCUUUAUCACUGUUACUUAAUACAUUGAACAAAGGUCUAUCAUUUACUUCAUUGUUUACAUAAUCGUUUGCGCCUGAUGGGUUUGAAUCUACUGCUACGUACCUCAGGUCUUCUUUAUCUUCUUCAUCCAUGUAAUUUACCUGUUUUCUUCGGCAUACCUUCGCCAGAUGACCUCUUUUUCCGCAUUUGUCGCAACCAUGAUUUCUAAACUUGCAUAAACCACGGUGUUUGUUUCCACAAAUCUUGCAACCAGCGUGAUAACUGUCAUCUUGAUGUCGGUUGUCGUUUCUGUUCCUUCUGUCAGUUCUGUCACCAUCAACGUCAUUCCCAUUCGCCCUACUGAAGUUUCUAUUUUGACCGCUGCGCAUGCGAUGUUGCGAUUGGCUUCCUCCUCCUCGGUUUGCGCCAUGGCCAUGAUUGCGCGGUUUUUUAAGGAAAAGGAUGUCGGAUGGAAAAUGGCGGACAUUUGCACUCUCACGUUGCGCUGAAAUUUCUUUUAGCCUCUCCAACGUCUGGUCUUCUUUUUCUUCGCAUAAACGUUCGAAAAUCGGCCCCAUGAUCAAUCCGCUAAUGAAUUUGUCUUUCAGAAUGCUGCUCAGGUUGGCAUCAAACCUACAAUUGGCACUUAAACUUUGAAUUUUAACAUACCAGUCAGCUAUGGAUUCAUGAGCGUCUUGUUUGGCCUCGUAAAAUCGUCGUCGUUCUUUCCAAACAUUUGCCUUGGGACAGCAAUGCUCUCUAAGCAACUUACAUAGUUCUUCAUAUUUUUUUUCUUUAGGCAGCGACGGAAAGCAAAGGUUUCUGAGCAAUUUAUAGGUUUGGGUGCCCAGAACACUGAUUAAAUUGGCAGUUUUGCUUUCAUUCUCCUUUAUGUUAGAAGCUGCUAGGUAUUGCUCUAAUCUUUCCUCGUACAGGAUCCAGUCGUCGGAUUCCACGUUGAAUUCGGCAAACUUUAUACUUGACGACGCCAUUUUGCAAUUUUUUUUUUACGCGAAUUUUUUUUUCCGUUUACCUCGUCGCCAUAUGUGAUAACCGAGCUUGUGUGAAUAAAAGCGAGAUACUGUUUAAAGCGUUUAAUAAUUAAUGUCACAGAUAAUAUAUAGAGUUAUGCAAUGAUAUGAAUUAGGGCUUGGACGUUCGCGGAGAGGACCAUAGCGAGCGGCGGCAUUAAAAGGUGCUUAUCGUCACGUAGGUAACAGUAGACUGGCGGAGGUAGUCGUGGUGGUGGUUCUCGAUGAAGCCGGAUGUUUCGUCAUGAGUUCCCUGUAGCGACCCCUGGUAGUGUACCUUGGUUCGUUUGGGGUCAUGGGAGCUGACCACUUGGCAACCUGGCUAGAGGCUGACCCAUCACAGUUCUGGACUUCCAGAUAUUACCAUUAAAGCGCACCUCGAUUGUGUAAUUAUUUUAUCAAACUCAUUUGAGCUUCAUGUUAGUAAUUUGCAAAAAGUUUUUGAUCGCUAUUAUUGAAACUUCAAUUAAUUCAAUUUUCUUGUUCUUCUUGUCAAUAACUUCUUCUGCUAUUGCUCCAAAACUCAGAUAAAGUUUCUGCUAUUUCUAAAAUACCAAAUCCUUGAAAUGUCAAAGAACUACUUACUUUUUUACAAACUUGUUCCUG